UGGUGGUGGGGAUGAAGUGGUUCGGCAAAGACGAGUCUUCCUAGGUGGACACACAAGUCACUACAAAAGCGUAGCACGCAGACCAACGGACAUCAGUCGACUGCAUCUCUUUCAAAUCGAACGACAAUGAAGAUGUUUUUACAUAUGGCGUGCGUUAUUGGGUUGUGCACAUUCGUGAUGUGUGCGAACCAGCCCGAAUCAAAUAUAUCUAAAGAGACCAAGAAUCACGACAAGAGACGCAUCAUCGACACCGGCUAUGGAUACGGAUCGGGUUUCGAUCUGCACGAGCCGGCUGGUAAUCACCAGAUACACCAAGAGAACCACGAUCAACAAGUGUUGUCCAAAACGAUCAUCAAGGAAGUAACCCAACCGUAUCCGGUCGAGGUCGAGAAACGCGUACCGUACCCGGUAAAGGUCGAAGUGCCCGUCGACCGCCCUUAUCCCGUGCACGUGCCCAAGCCGUAUGCAGUCCACGUGGAAAAGCCUGUCCCGUAUGAGGUUAAAGUUGAGGUGCCGCAACCGUACACUGUUUACAAGCAAGUCCCGUAUGAAGUCAAGGUACCCGUUGACAAACCGUACACCGUCCACGUGCCCAAACCAUACACCGUCUACGUGGAGAAGCGAGUACCUUACGAAGUCACCAAGCACGUCCCUUAUCCGGUCAAUGUGUACGUCGACAAACCGUACACCGUACACGUACCGGUAACGAAACACGUACCAUACACCGUCGAGAAGCGAGUGCCCUAUACUGUCAAUGUGCCGGUCGACCGUCCUUACCAGGUUAUCGUCGUGAAGCACGUCCCAUACCCCGUUGACAAACCCGUACCGUACACCGUCGAAAAACCAGUGCCUUACCACGUCAAAUUUCCCGUCAAAGUCGCCCAACCGUACCCAGUCGAAGUCGAGAAACACGUACCGUACCCGGUAAAGGUCGAAGUGCCCGUCGAUCGCCCUUACCCAGUGCACGUGCCCAAGCCAUAUGUGGUCCAUGUGGAGAAGCCCGUCCCAUACGAGGUCAAAGUAAAGGUGCCGCAACCGUACACCGUCUACAAACACGUUCCAUAUGAAGUAAAGUACCCGGUUGACAAGCCGUACACCGUCCACGUGCCCAAACCCUACACCGUUUACGUGGAAAAGCGCGUCCCUUACGAGGUCACCAAGCACGUCCCUUACACCGUAAAAGUUUACGUUGACAAACCGUACACCGUCCACGUACCAAUAACGAAACACGUACCGUAUACCGUCGAAAAGCCGGUACCCUAUACGGUCAAAGUUCCGGUCGACCGCCCUUACAAGGUCACCGUUGAGAAGCACGUGCCUUACCCCGUCGACAAACCCGUACCCUAUACCGUCGAGAAACCAGUACCUUACCCGGUCAAAUUUCCCGUGAAAGUCGAAGUGCCAGUGCCGUACAAGGAAAACGAAAAUGAAGACAAAUACUCUUCAUCAGAGGCCCUAUACGAAGGAAAACAUCCGCAAUACGGUCAACACGAGCACGGCAAUUAUUGAUUGAUACACUGUCAUGUUUUGCUAGUCAUAAUGUAAUACUUAAUAAUAUUAUGUUACAUAUCUUAUUCUGAUUAUUUUUUGUUACAAAAGUUUUUGAAAUGUUUUUGUUUUAUGUUAAUAUUUUGUAUUAUAAUAUAGUGUAAUAAUAUGUAUUAAGAUAAUAUUAUGUUCUUAAAAUAAAGACUCGUUUUA
Messenger RNA from Acyrthosiphon pisum (pea aphid), 1701 nucleotides. Its product is annotated as foot protein 1 variant 1. The transcript is spliced from 2 exons. NCBI's taxonomy places the organism in Eukaryota, Metazoa, Arthropoda, Insecta, Hemiptera, Aphididae. The coding region runs from base 127 to 1509 and encodes 460 amino acids. The record is from RefSeq and is a predicted model, not a curated record.